Messenger RNA from Tetrahymena thermophila SB210, 2010 nucleotides. RefSeq names its product transmembrane protein, putative. The record is from RefSeq and is a predicted model, not a curated record. The transcript has a single exon. Lineage: Eukaryota; Ciliophora; Oligohymenophorea; Hymenostomatida; Tetrahymenidae.
AUGUAAAAGUUAUAAAAAUUUGAUUUCUUUUCAUAAUAGUUUGCUUUUCUUGUAGGAGAAUAAAAGAAAAAGAAAACUACUGAGGGAGGCUUGUACACAAUUGUCGCAUUUAGCUUGUCUCUUGGCUAUCUCAUUUAUCUGAUCGUUUUCUAUUUUGAUAACAAGUUUUUGCCUAAAAUUACAUCCAAGUUAAAAAAUCAAACUAAUUAUUAAGAUAUUUAGCUAAACUAAAGUGUUUUCGGAUUUACUUAUAGUAGCGAUGGGUAAACUUUGUAGUAAUUGUAGCAAUCAACAGGCAAGUAAUUUCUCAUUUUUAAAGCUUAGUAUUCUUAUUUAAGUACAUAAUCUUAUACUACUUUUGAUCUUCCUAUCGCAGAUUGCACUGAUUAACACUUCCAAGGUUACUUAUGCCUUGACUAUAGUAACAUGCCUGAUAAUCAAAAAGCUUUAUUUAUUGAUCCGUCAACAUAAACUAUAUCACUUUAUUAGUUAACAGUUUAACCUUGUACAGGAUUACCUACAUGCGCAAGCCCUGAUGAAAUCUAAAGCUAUAUAAUAGACAAUGGUUUCUAAUUUUUUUUGAAAAUAAGAAUUGUUUAGUACAACCAGUAAUCUUUAUAAUAUGAAGAAGGAUACUAAAUAGAAUUAAUCUAAUUUGAUGAUAAUUUAGUUUUACAAAAUUAAUACUAACUAACCUAAUCAAUAACAACUCUAAAUCAAGGUUUACUUUUUUAAACUACAUCUGUUUCUAAGUUUAUCUCUGGCUAUUAAAAAUCUUCAUCAUAUUAUUCUCCUAAUAAUUUACUUAAAAAGGCAGGAUUUACUGGAUUUGCUUAAUUUUAGUUCUUCUUAUAGCAAAACUAAGAAAUAGAUUUCAUACAAUAUCCUCUUAUUACAGAAAUUUUAGCUCAGUUCAUGCCUGUAGUAAAUAUAUUAUUUACGAUAGGAAUUUUGACUAGAUUGUUUUCAGAAUCAAAAAUUGUCGAAAAUUUAAAUACAUUAUAUUUGAAAGAAUACUACAGGAAUACUGCCCUUAAAUUUUUAUCAUAUGGAAAAAAAGAGGAUCAAUUAAGAUUUUAUAAUAGCGAUAAUCAAAAUCAAAUAAGCGAAAAGCGUGAUCAAAACAUACUUUUUAGUGGUAAUUAAAACAAUGAAAUAAAAUAAAUUACCAGAAACCCUUUAACAGCUGAAUAAAUUAUAGGUUUAUAAAAAUAUAUCAAUGAAAACAAAUUUGAAAAUAAAGAAAAGUCUAAGUUUUAAUCAAAUUUUUUCCAAUUCUAUAAGUAAUAUUUCUUUGGAAAUAUAAUAAAAGAAACUUCUCAAAGUGAUUAACUAUAUCAAAAGAUGUGUAACUUCACUAAAAAAUCAAUUGAUAUUUUCUUAUUAUAUAAGAAUAUGAUGAAGGUAAAUAUGGCAAUUAAAAUGCUUAUGACUAAAGAAUAGUAUGCCGCUUUGUAAUUCUGUGGAUGUGAAAUGGACUUAGACAAAAUAAAUUUUGAAAAAAACUCAAAUUCCACAAUUAAGAAUAACUAAAAUCUAAAAAAUAAAAACUAAGAACUUUAAGAAAAACAAUAUAAUAUAAAAAAUUAAAAUAGUUAAGCUGCUGUUAAAACUGCUUAAGUAUAAGACAUAGAAGAAGGCUAAUAUAAUUAAAAGAUUAAGUAGAUUUAAGAAGCGAGUUUAAGUUAAGUUGCUCUAUUUGAAAAAGACCUAACUUAAAAAAGUGAAAUGAAUAAAAUAUAUAUUAAAUAAAAAUAAAAGAAUAAUGAGUAUUAACUUUCUUUAAAAAAUAAUGAUAAUUAAUCAAUCAAUAGUGAUUUGGCAACAUUAACCACUUUUAAUCAAACAAAUAACCAUCUCUAGCAAUAAGAAGAGAUUCUUACUAAUGAAAAUAUGCUACAUCUCUAUCUAAAGAAGUUUAUAGAUAAAAUAAAUAAAAAUUAAGAAUUAACUCAAGUAGAUUUAAAUAUCUACUCAUCACUGAUAGGAUUUGAGCCAAAAAUAAGCUGA